Hypanus sabinus (Atlantic stingray) is the source of this 1295-nucleotide messenger RNA. RefSeq names its product CD209 antigen-like protein C. Lineage: Eukaryota; Metazoa; Chordata; Chondrichthyes; Myliobatiformes; Dasyatidae. The coding region runs from base 249 to 1118 and encodes 289 amino acids. The transcript has 11 exons. The record is from RefSeq and is a predicted model, not a curated record.
GAGACGCAUGUGAUUCAAGUGCAGUUAGCGAGGUGUUACUAACAUUUGCAAUGUUGCUGGGAAGCAGAUCGUGAUGACUGAAAGUUUAUUUCCCUGCCUGAAGCCUCUGUCAGGUUGUUAAAAGACAAGAAGCAAUGAGAGCUGAAAACAUUGAGUCUUAUGAAAAUUGCAGAUAACUUGUUGAAUGACAAAGUAGAAGAGCGGGAGGCAAAGGAGAAUCUUUGAAGCCAGAGUGGCUUAUCUGGCAAAUGGAGCCUGCCCGAAGAAAUUUCUCUCUCAGGAUGAUCUAUGCGCUCCUGGGUGUCUGCAUCUUGCUGCUCGUUAUGGCUCUCGUCACCGCCUUUAUAUUGAUUGCAGGAAUCAAUAAGACCCCUAAUGCCAUCGCUGGAUUUCGGGAUGAGAUUUCGCAGCUGAAUAACAUUGCAGGAAACCAUGAGAAGAAACUUAGCGCCUUGGCUAAACUUCAGGACGAGAUUUCGCAGCUGAAUAAGAUUGCAGGAAACCACGAGAAGAACCUUAGUGCCUUGGCUAAACUUCAGGACGAGAUUUUACAGCUGAAUAUGAAUACAUCAACAUCAAUCGCUGGUGUGAAGAAUGAGCUUUCUCAGUGGAAGAGUAAUGUUGCAGCGAACUACAAGAUGGAGGGCGCCAUCGCCAAACUUCAAAAAUAUAUUUUGCAGCCGAGUGACAAUCUGCUACGAUGUCCCACGGAAUGGAUUCAGUUCAGGAAUACCUGUUAUCAUCUUUCUUUAAGUACAGAAACCUGGGUAGAGGCUCAGAGACAGUGUGCAUCGGUAGAUGCCCAUCUUGUUGUCAUUAACAAUGCCGAAGAACAGGAGUUUUUGGGAAGCAUCCUUCAAGAUCGUUACUGGAUUGGCCUCAGUGAUACUGAGUCUGAAGAUGAUUGGCGCUGGGUGGACGGAACCGAUUAUUCUUUGCCUUCAAUAAACUGGAACGAAGGGGAACCAAAUGAUGCAAACAACGCCGAGGACUGUGCGGAGAUACUUGGCGAUGGAAAAUUGAAUGAUUUGUCAUGUGAUAAAAGCCAACGUUGGAUCUGUGAGCGAUCUGCAUUGAUUGUUCCUGAAAUAUACUCAUUGGCACCAAGAGAACAAUGACCCAGUUUGUCAAUAUUGAAUAUGAUAUACAGAUGUUAUGUCGUAUAAGCACACAUUUUAUUCUAUCCGAAUAGUGCUAAUGUUUAAAAAGUAUUCCAGUCACUCAUUCGUGUCCUUUACUGUAGUGUCUUCAUUUCGAAAUUUCAUGUUUGUCACUUUUUUUUUACUCCAGCUGAA